AAUAAGGAAGUAAAUAAGUAAAUAAAUAAAAAUUAAAUAAGACCCAGCUAAUAAACUAAAAGAGGGGCAAAAAGAGGGGAAUCUAAGAUGCGGCGGCCUUUUUUUGGUCUUGCCGUCUUGCACACUUCCAUAAAGGCGCUUAAGCGAAAGGGGGACCACCGGCUUUUACUCCGAACGUAAGUCGCCCGCGGAGAGGCUCCGGCGCGGUUUCUUCCCCCAAACAGGUAGAGAGGUUUGAGGGGGGGGGGAGAACGCGCCGCUUACCUGAAGAGCAACCCCCCUCCCCAAUCCCCUCGGAAUCACGGAGUGGACAGAGAGGGUUGCCUCUCCCACAUCGGGCAGCACAUCUGGGUUUUGCGCGGAUCCGGCUGCGCUCAAAGGAGACCCAAGCAGGGGUCGGUCGGUCUGUCUGUCUGUGGGGGUGGGGCGGUCCAGUCUCGUAGGAAACCCCCCUCGUCUCCGAACCCCCCAUUUUCCCGGAGCUCCUCGUUCUCCCCCGAACGCCAAACAAUAAGCGUGCAAAGCGAAAGGCGGCUGGUUUUGCACGCGAGCGAGCCCUGAGUGUGUGUGUGUGUGUGUGUGUGUGUGUGUCAAGGAAAGCGGGGAGGUUUCCCCCUGCGGAGAACGGCGAAGAAAGUGCCAAAGGCUUCGCAGGGUGGGGAUCCCCCUUCCCCCCCUUCCACUUCUCUCUCUGCCCUUCUCUGUCUCUCCUUCUCUCCCUCUCCCCUUCUCCCCCCCCCCCGGUGUAUUUUUUUUUAUCAAUCAGCGGGUCCGAUUGCCAUUCAGCUGGCUUCCCCAGACAGGAAGUUCUCCCCUUUGAUGCUGGGGGGGGGGAGGAAGGGAGAAGAGAGAGGGGGGGGAAGGGAUCGAAAGACAAUUAUUUGCGUUGUUCAACUUGGCUUUUCAAGAUUGUAACUUUCGAUGGUCAGAAGGUGGAGUGGAAGCGAAGGGAGCUUGGGGAGGGGGGGGGGGCGGCGGAGGAGACUGGGGGUGGGAGGGAAGGAGCCAGCCAGCCAAGCCAAGCCAGCCAGCCAGCGGAAGGCGUCUAACUCGAAGCUCCCUUUCAGAAGAUAGGAAUCUGGGACAGAUUUUGCCAACAGCCAGAAGCGCGGGGCCCUUUGGUAAUAAAAUAGCCCAUGUAAUUUGACACUUCAACUUGCUGGGCUUCUCUGCGAGUUGAUUCACUUUUAUUCUUUCUACUAACACGGUGCUCUUCCCCCCCCCACCCGCCCCCUCCUAUGGCUGGGUGAAGGUUGGGGUGGUUAUUUUUUUCUCCUUAAAAAAAUCCUUGGGUGAUCCUUAUUUUUUUUAUUAUUAUUAUUUUCUCUCUUCGCCGCCCACCGCCCCCCCUCCCCCGGAAAAAGCAAGGGAAUAAGCGCGAUUGAAGAGAGACACACACACACACACUCACAAACACACAGACACACACACACACACACACACAACUUCACCUUCCCCCCCCCCCCCGAGCCGCCGGACCUGCAAUCCGCAGGGCGAGGAGAGUGGGAGAGAGAGAGAGAGAGAGAGAAAGGGUGGUGGGGGGACGACAAAACCGAGAGUAUUGGGGGUCUUUUUGAUUUCUUUCCAUGCCGCUUCUCCUUUUGGCCUUUUGGAUGGUUGCUUUGCCCGCCGGCUUCCCUGUGCGUUUCGCCCGCCGGCCGCCCCAGCUGCUCGGCUUCUCCAGCGCCGAGCCUUAAGGAACGACCUUGAUAAUUGAAGGAACUGCUCUGGGCUACCAACACCUCCUCCUCUUUCUGUUUGUUAAGAGCUCCUGCGUGUUAAUUGACGUUGGCCUCUUCCAAGAGUUAAAAGAAAGAAUCUGAGGCGCUUAUUGUAGAAGAUCACAUUUGCCUUUGUUAACAGCAAGCAAGUGGGAGAGAGAACUCAAACCAGCAAUUUUAUUCCUAAAUGGAAAAUAGACCCUGUUAUGUGAAGUCUCAGAAGGUGUAGGUGGUACAGCUCCCUGGAGAGGAGAUGCUUAUGGGACACUCAGCUUGAGGGAUUUUAAUGGCUUUCAGGUAGAACUGAAGUGGAGACAAUCGCAAUGAAUUCUAUGGACAGACACAUACAGCAAACUAAUGACCGACUGCAGUGCAUAAAACAGCAUUUACAAAAUCCUGCCAAUUUCCACAAUGCAGCUACUGAACUUCUGGACUGGUGUGGUGAUCCAAGAGCUUUCCAGAGGCCCUUUGAACAGAGCCUUAUGGGCUGUUUGACGGUGGUUAGCAGAGUGGCAGCACAACAGGGUUUUGACCUGGACCUUGGAUAACCGGUUACUAGCUGUUUGCGCAGCCAACAGGGACAAGUUCACACCGAAUCAGCUGCGCUGCUUUCAUCGUGGUGUGAAGAACUUGGACGACUCUUGUUGCUACGUCACCAGAAAAGCCGGCAAAACGACCCUCCGGGGAAGCUGCCCAUGCAAGCACCCAUGAACUCCAUGAAACCUUCCCUUUCGCAUAGGUGCAUAUGUGACGGCUGCCACCUUGACAGACCCCAGAGAUUGAAACGGGGACCUCCAGAGCUGAAAGCUGAUGGAUCAUUUCCUUAUGACUCUGUUCCUUGGCAACAAAAUAGUAACCAACCACCAGGUUCCCUAUCGGUGGUCACGACAGUAUGGGGUGUGACUAACACAUCACAGAGCCAGGUGCUGGGAAAUCCCAUGGCCAACGCCAACACUGCUAUGAACCCAGCAGGCAACCCCAUGGCUUCUGGGAUGACGGCCAGCAAUCCUGGCAUGAAUUCCCCUCAGUUUGCAGGACAGCAGCCGUCUUUCUCGGCCAAGGCCAGCUCCAACCAGUCCUACAUUCAACAAAGCAUGUACGGACGACCCACUGCAUAUCCCGGCAGUGGAGGCUUUGCGGGAAGCUAUCCAGGAGGCCCUAAUAACCCUGCGGGAAUGGGGAUGCCACCGCACACCCGACCCCCUACUGAUUUCACUCAACCAGCUGCUGCCGCCGCCGCUGCAGCUGUUGCUGCUGCCGCCGCCACUGCCACAGCUACAGCUACCGCAACCGUUGCAGCGCUGCAGGAAACUCAAAAUAAAGAAAUGAAUCAAUACGGACCGGUUUGUUCCUCUUUCCAGAUGGGUCCGGCACAGCCUUACAACAGCCAGUUCAUCAACCAGCCUGGCCCUCGCGGUCCCGCUUCCAUGCCAGCCAACCUGAACCCGGCAUCCAUGGGGGCGAGCAUGACGCCUUCCAAUAUGAGCGGGCCACCCAUGGGCAUGAGCCAGGCCAGACCUCCGGGAAUGAGCCCUUUCAACCAUGGGCAGAGGAUGCCCCAGCAGGCUUACCCUGGUCCCCGUCCCCAGUCGUUACCCAUGCAAGGCAUGAAGAGAACAUUUCCUGGAGAGCCAAAUUAUGGAAACCAGCAAUACGGACCAAAUAACCAGUUUCCAUCCCAGCCUGGCCAGUAUCCUGCUCCCAAUGCUCCAAGACCCCUUACGUCGCCCAACUACCCAGCGCAGAGAAUGCCAAACCAGCAAAGCACGGGGCAGUAUCCCAAUCCAGCCGUUAACAUGGGGCAAUAUUACAAGUCAUCCAGGCCUCUUUCUGUAGCAAAUUACCCUCACUCACCUGUUCCAGGAAAUCCGACACCACCUAUGACUCCCGGCAGCAAUAUGCCUCCCUACCUGUCUCCUAAUCAAGAUGUCAAGCCACCUUUCCCGCCGGACAUUAAGCCAAAUAUCAAUGCUUUACCACCACCUCCAACCAGCCAUAAUGACGAGCUGCGCCUGACGUUCCCUGUGCGAGACGGGGUCGUCUUAGAGCCCUUCCGGUUGGAGCACAACCUGGCGGUCAGCAAUCACGUCUUUCACCUGCGGCCAACCGUCCACCAGACCCUCAUGUGGAGAUCAGACUUGGAGUUACAAUUCAAGUGUUAUCACCAUGAAGACAGGCAAAUGAACACUAACUGGCCAGCGUCGGUCCAGGUCAGUGUCAACGCAACUCCACUCACCAUUGAACGGGGCGACAAUAAGACAUCGCAUAAACCUCUGCACCUCAAGCACGUUUGCCAGCCAGGAAGAAAUACAAUUCAAAUCACUGUCACAGCAUGCUGUUGUUCCCAUUUGUUUGUUCUGCAGUUAGUACACCGGCCUUCAGUCCGUUCUGUUCUUCAGGGCUUAUUAAAGAAGCGCCUGCUUCCGGCUGAACAUUGUAUCACCAAAAUCAAGAGGAAUUUUAGCAGCGUGGCCGCCUCUUCGGGCAACGCUCCUCUCAACGGAGAAGAUGGUGUGGAGCAGACGGCCAUCAAAGUCUCUCUCAAAUGUCCCAUCACAUUCCGGCGGAUCCAACUUCCAGCAAGAGGUCACGAUUGCAAGCAUGUACAGUGUUUUGAUCUGGAAUCCUACCUGCAGCUGAACUGUGAACGAGGCACCUGGAGAUGCCCCGUAUGCAAUAAAACAGCUCUGCUGGAGGGCCUAGAGGUGGAUCAAUACAUGUGGGGCAUUUUGAACGCUAUACAAAACUCUGAGUUUGAAGAAGUCACAAUUGAUCCAACGUGUAGCUGGAGACCUGUCCCAAUCAAGUCAGACAUUCACAUCAAGGAUGAUCCAGAUGGCAUUCCUUCCAAAAGGUUCAAAACCAUGAGUCCCAGCCAGAUGAUCAUGCCUAAUGUGAUGGAGAUGAUUGCUGCCCUGGGUCCAGGUCCAUCUCCCUACCCAUCAAUCCCACCGCCUCCCGGAGGAACCAGCUCCAAUGAAUACAGUAGCCAAGGUAACAGUUACCAAGGCCACAGCAAUUUCGAUUUCCCCCAUGGGAAUCCCGGUGGGACAUCUAUGAACGACUUCAUGCAUGCUCCCCAGUUGUCACACCCACCGGAUAUGACCAGCAACAUGGCAGCGCUUGAUAAGCCCUUAAGUCAUCCUAUGCAGGAACCUAUCCCUCAUCCUGGCAACACUGAUCAAUCCCAUAGCUCCAUGCCUCAAGGUUUGCACGUCCCUCAUCCCAGCAGCCAGUCAGGGCAGCCAUUACAUCACAGUGGUCCCCCGACUCAGCCGUCCCGGCAGCCGACCCAGGCCGCUUCUAGCAACCAUCCUCACAGCGAUCUGGCUUUUAACCCCUCGACAGCUUUAGAAGCUCAACCUGGUGGGCAGGGGACAUCUGACAUGCCGGAACCUUCGCUGGAUCUACUUCCCGAGCUCACGAAUCCCGAUGAGCUACUUUCCUACUUGGAUCCUCCUGACUUACCAAGCAAUAGCAACGAUGACCUUCUCUCUCUCUUUGAGAACAACUGAAGCCUUCUUCAUUUCACUCCCAACCCACCUCCCUCCCGUCGGACACCUCCGUAGCUUCACAGCGAGGCAUCGCGAGUGACUCUUUCCCACGAGGUCAAGCUCACCACUCGAGCGUACAGCAGCACACACUCCUUCCUGUCUUCACCUCGGACCUGCUCGAGUCCCAAGUUUGGACCGCGGCGGUGAAGAGAAGCAAGAGGACAAUCUGGGGUUGACCUCUUAGACUGCCUGUCCACAUCCCAGACCGUUUGUACAGCUAUGGGAAAAAUAAACCCUCACUCUGGUUCUACAGACCGAAAGAGUGGAUGACUUUUUGGGAUAUCUAGCAAGGAACAUCCCAGCCACUCUCAGCAAGGAAAGAAAGAAAAAGGGCCCCAGGUCCAUCCUUGACCAGUUUCAGAGUGUCUUUCCAACCGAUGUUCUUCCAUGCGUUUCCUUCCUCCUGUCUGUUCCGCUCGGUCCUCUCCAAGUUAUGCAGAUUCCGGUCUACCUGUCGGACAAAAUAAGGACAACCGUUGGCGGCACAGUUCAGACUCGGAACUCAAAAAUACCAAAAAGCACAAAGAAAUCAGUCAUGUCACAAAUAUACAACAUGUGUCAGAGGGAGACAUCAGACAGUGGGGCUUCCCCACCUACCCAUCCACCCACGUGGUCCUGUGAAAUCUCCAGGUUGUAGCAAGCAUGGGGUGUUUUUUUUUUUCCUAGUCAAUUGUAGCAUCUUUGAUUUGAUUUAAUCACUCUUGUGGGCAGAACAGCUCUUUCCCUUUACACAACGUGUUGUGGUCCGACGUCUUGUGUUUUUUUUUCCCCGACAAACGCUUUCACUCCGUUGAUUGUCUUUUGGGUCACAGAACGGCCAGUCUCUGAGGAGGGGAAAAAAGGAGAAGGAAAGAAAAAUUGGAGAAAGGCACGAACCUUUUUUUUUUGCAUAGGAAAUCAGAAAACCCUGCAACAUAUUAGCCGUGAGAACGUCUCUCUUUUCUUUACUUAGGCAGUCAAAAAAAUUGCUCCGUUCCUACAGAAAACAGGAAAGGGGAAGGGACGGGAAAGAACACCCCCCCCCCCCCAGCAAGGUGAGGGAAAAA
Thamnophis elegans (Western terrestrial garter snake) is the source of this 6321-nucleotide messenger RNA. It is a transcript of the gene ZMIZ1, whose product is annotated as zinc finger MIZ-type containing 1. The coding region runs from base 2417 to 5236 and encodes 939 amino acids. NCBI's taxonomy places the organism in Eukaryota, Metazoa, Chordata, Lepidosauria, Squamata, Natricidae. Gene Ontology annotation, molecular function: SUMO ligase activity; zinc ion binding. The record is from RefSeq and is a predicted model, not a curated record. The transcript has 25 exons. Gene Ontology annotation, biological process: protein sumoylation; regulation of transcription by RNA polymerase II.